AUGGGCCCGAGCGGGGAGGGGCGGGCCCCUGAGGAGCGGCCCUCCCAGAUCCAACCCGUCCUAGCAGCUCGCGCCGACAGCGGGUUAAUUUCAAAUCGGGGGCUCCGGGAAGGUCACGCGCCCGCCGUUCCGCCACCCUCCCGCCGGGCCACCGACAGACGCUCCCGCUCCGCCUUCCACACCCACCUCCGAGUGACACCUGGACUGACCGACGGGCGGCGGCGCCGGCCGCUGGAUCCCGAGGCUCGGGCGGGAAGCCGGAGACGAGGACGAGGAGGAGGAGCACCGGACCGCCGCGGCCGCUGCAGGGAUUCCGGACCCCCGGCAUCCCCGGACCGGGAAGCCGAACCGAGCCGGGCCGGCCCAAGGGGGCGGGAAGGCGGCCGGCGGUUUCCCGCCUACCCCUCCGGCGCCCGCGGAAGGAGGAGCCGGGCUCCCGCGCUGAGGGGGGCGGGGCAGGGGCCGGGGGCUCCCGGGGGGGCCGGGGGGAAUGGGAAGGAGUCUGCUGGCGCUGGCCAUUGCGCGGGGUCGCCGGCCGACCUGCCCACCCUCCCGCUCGCAAUCCCCGCGCUCGGCUGGGCGGCACCCGCCGCGGCCCGGGUUUUCCCCGCCAAAUUUUUAAAUCGGAGUCUGAAGGUUGGGGCCCGCCCUCUGCCCCCAGGACCAAUCGCGGGUCGGCGGCCUGGCCUCUCAUUGGUCCGGGUCUGUUACCCUGGAGACCACAAGGAAGCUGUCAAGGAACUGUCCCCAAGUUACUGUGAAAAUCAUUUCUUUGAGCCACAUAAAAGGACAAAAACGCCACAGAAGGAGUCCACUACUCCAAAUUCAAUAUUAGCAGAAAUUCCACCCAACUUUGGACCUUUAACGACACCCACAAAGCCUAAGGAAAUCUCUCCAGGUGAACCAUGGACGCCAACAGCGAACCUUAAAAUGUUGAUCAGUGCUGCUAGUCCUGAAAUCCGAAACAGAGAUCAGAAAAGAGGAUUGUCUGACAAUAGGAGUGGAAUCCUUGAGGCCAAAGAUUGUUUACAUGAACAUUUAUCUGGAGAUGAAUAUGAGAAAUCUCAACCAAGUCGGAAAGAAAAAAGUUUAGGAUUAUUGUGUCAUAAGUUCUUAGCACGAUAUCCUAACUAUCCUAACCCUGCUGUGAAUAAUGACAUUUGUCUUGAUGAAGUAGCAGAAGAACUCAAUGUUGAGCGUAGACGCAUUUAUGAUAUUGUAAAUGUCCUAGAAAGUUUGCAUAUGGUCAGUCGCCUGGCAAAAAACAGAUAUACUUGGCAUGGGCGUCAUAAUCUCAACAAAACCCUUGGAACUCUGAAAAGUGUUGGUAUGGAGAACAAAUAUGCAGAACAGAUCAUGAUGAUCAAGAAGAGAGAGUAUGAGCAGGAGUUUGACUUUAAUAGCGACAAAAAUGAAGAAGCCGCAGUGAAACCCAGCUCUGGCCAAAAUGGACAUUCUGAUAUGUGCUUUGUGGAACUUCCUGGAGUGGAAUUUCGAGCAGCCUCUGUAAAUAGUCGAAAAGACAAGUCUUUAAGAGUGAUGAGCCAGAAAUUUGUGAUGCUAUUUCUCGUAUCGACCCCUCAGAUAGUAAGCCUUGAAGUUGCCGCCAAAAUUUUAAUUGGUGAGGACCAUGUAGAAGAUUUGGAUAAAAGCAAGUUUAAAACUAAAAUUAGAAGGCUUUAUGAUAUAGCAAAUGUUCUGAGUAGUCUGGAGCUUAUCAAGAAAGUUCAUGUUACAGAGGAAAGAGGCCGAAAACCAGCUUUUAAAUGGACAGGGCCAGAAAUCUGUUCCAAUUCCACAGUUCUGAGCCCUGUAACUUCCUUUGACUCAUCUGAUUUGGAAGCACCCCAGUCUUCUAAAGAACAAUGUGCUAAAAAUCUCUUCUCUACCACCGGGAAACCAAACUUUACCAGACAUCCAUCUCUAAUAAAACUAGUAAAGAGUAUAGAAAAUGACCGGAGAAAGAUAAGUUCUGCUCCCAGUAGCCCCAUCAAGACCAAUAAAGCCGAGAGUUCUCUGAAGUCAGCACCCUUCCCAAGUAAAAUGGCCCAGCUUGCAGCUAUUUGCAAAAUGCAAUUAGAAGAACAAUCUAGUGAACUAAAAAAGAAGGUGAAAAUGCAAUUGACAAGACCUCCGGUGCACUGUCAAUCUCUUGACUUCAUAGCAAAUGCUGAGCCCAACCUAACCAUAUCCUCCUCUCAGAUGCCAUCUCUCAUUCAGCCACUAGGGGUCCUACCUCUGAUCCACAGCCCCUUAUCUUCUGCGGUGCCUGUAAUUGUGCCUCAUGCCCCCUCGGGUACUUCAUAUGCAAUCUAUCUGCAUCCUCCCCCGGCCCAAACUGUGACACCCCAAAACCUAAGUUCCUCAGUACACACUGUUCCCUGUACUAAUGCGACUGGAAUUAAAGGUUCUGCCGAUAAUACUAAUUCCCAUCUCUUAACUACAAAAAUGACCACGGAAAAAGUCACUAGUGAUGUGGUCAAGGCUGAUGUCCCCGCUAAGCCAGGGAAAGCAUUGCCCACCUCCGAAGGACCAGCCUCCAGGAACGAAGACAGAGAACCCACCACUGAAAGAUGUUUGAAGAGACAGAAUGCACCAGAGGACAACAGCUCCAAAAAGAAACCUAAAGAGGAUCUAAAAGGACUUGAAAAUGUCCCAGCAACCUUGUUUCCAUCAGGAUACCUUAUUCCUCUCACACAAUGCCCGUCGCUUGGUACAGAGUCUAUUUUAUCUCCUAAAGAAAAUGCAGGGGCUUGUUCUCCAAAUAACAGGAUCUACAAUUCGCCAAUUACAGGUGUCAUUCCUGUGACAACAUCUGACCUGAGCACUGUGAAUUUUCCCACUUUUCAUGUGACACCUUUGAAGCUGAUGGUUUCACCAACCUCUGUAGGAGCCGGGCCUGUUGUCAACAGUCCAUCCCUUCCUUCCUCAAGCCACUCCGUUCCUGUCCAAAACCCGAGUUCAGCCAUUGUAAACUUUACUCUGCAGCAUUUAGGGCUGAUAUCUUCGGGUGUACAGGUGUCUGCAAAUGCUGGCGUGGGCUCCAUUCCAGCGUCUCCAGGAAUAGAGCCUGUUAGCACUCCAUCUGAGAAUACAGGUGUGCAACAAGGAAAGAUCACCAAGCAUGAAUCACCUGUGCCUGGGCGUAGUCAGCUCAAUGGACAAUCCAUCGCUGGGGCUGCAGGACAGCAGCCUGUCCCAGUGACACCCAAAGGAUCACAAUUAGUGACUGAAAACUUCUUCCGAACACCAGGAGGACCAACUAAACUUCUGGCUUCAACUUGUGACGAUUUGGAUGGUGCUCACAACACCUCUCUAGGAUCUCUCUUUGUCCCACAGCGAAAGCUUGAAGUGUCUACAGAAGAUGUCCACUAAUGUAGUGAACCAAACUUUGACGUUUAAUAAAGAUUUGAAUUAAUAGGAAAAAAGCUUAGCACAAAAGAUGUUAACAUACUUACUUGGAGAGCAGGUACUACCCCAGAAAAGUUGUAAAUAUGUUUAAUGACUG
Molecule: messenger RNA, 3508 nt
Organism: Trichosurus vulpecula (common brushtail)
Lineage: Eukaryota; Metazoa; Chordata; Mammalia; Diprotodontia; Phalangeridae
Gene: E2F8
Product: E2F transcription factor 8
Exons: 14
Coding region: 1-3375 (1124 amino acids)
Biological process (GO): regulation of transcription by RNA polymerase II
Cellular component (GO): RNA polymerase II transcription regulator complex
Molecular function (GO): DNA-binding transcription factor activity, RNA polymerase II-specific; RNA polymerase II cis-regulatory region sequence-specific DNA binding
Source: RefSeq, a predicted model, not a curated record